UCCUAAAAUUUCAGCCUUGAUAUGCAACUAGCCUUGCACAGCGAGCACGUUGCAUCAACCGCCAUGGACCGGCAGAAGGGGGCGUAGGCUUAUGGAUACUGAUUCGUGUGCCUAAAAUAUGUCAUCCACAGCCUCAGAAGCCAUUGUUUUCAACUCUUUGUUCGUCUGCCUGCCAUGAAUGUAUACUGACGAGUCAAAUUCACAUAGAUGACCCUAAGCACAACAUACUGUAAUGUUCGAGCCUCCCACAUUCUAAGAUUGUGAAAGCAGCAACUUUGCGUCGCGCUUCGUUCCUCUCCUUCCACGAUAUCAUCGUCAACUGAGAUCUCAACGCCGGAACCCUUCUAUCCAUACGUCAAGGACACAUUCUUCGCGAGAAGAGGAUACUGUGAUGGCAGAAGCUGCGACCAUCAUUGCACUUGGAACAUUUGGAGCACAAACCGCUAAGGUUGUGCUCAAGCUUGUGCAGCUUCGGCCCUUUAUCAAAAAAUGCCACACUGAUGUGCUAGCACUUAUCGAUGAAACGGAACAUCUCCAGAGCAUCUUAACGGUACGAAAGAGAGAGCAAGAUCAGUUUGCUGGCAUUUCUGUACCUGAUACAAUAUGGUCGAUGUGUGAAGAUCGCUGUGAGAGAGCGGCUCAAAAGCUCGACAGAACAGCGACAGAACUACUGGGUAAAAUUAAUCGACAGAAGUUUGGAGGAUCUCUUGCAGUCUACCUUGCGAGGGACACGAUCUUAAAAUUGCAGACUUCGCUCCAGAGCGCGAGGCAGGACAUUAUACUAGCUGAUUAUGCCUUCACGAGGACACUUCAAUACAACCUUAUUGAACACGUGAGAAGGUCGGAGAGAAUUUCGGAAGAGCUAUUAUUUCGGAUCACCCAAGGAGCUGUAAACAGCUUGAAUGAUACCAAUUCUGUUACAACCUCGACGGCCGACAUCGACUACUUCGUCUUUACUGGUGUGCAACGUGGCGGCAAGCUAAAGAUGCUGCAAAUAGAGGUUCAUGAUUUGGAGGAUGGAGAAUUCUUCAAGAUUUUGAGAAUACAGCAUAACAGAAUACGAGGCUUUAUGCUCUCUUGUUUCAGUGUGUGGAUAUUUACUCACUUCGACUUUUAUCUGUUUCAGAAACUCGGUCGAUCAGAGUACUGUCGUGUAAGAAAAGCCAUCCUCCCGUCAGGUAUUUCUGGUUACAGAAAAAGGAGUCGGCCGUAUCUCGGCCUGGACGAGAUAACUCACCUCUUACGUGGACUUAUUGAUGCUCAAGGUCAAUAUGCUAUAGAAAGCCUCCCACAGCGAAAUCGCCCCUUACGAGAAGACUUUCAUGAGCUAGAGACGUUUUGGGGGCUUUCUGCUACCUAUUCUGUUUCGGCAUAUCGAAUCCUAUUGUACAUUAUCGUGGGAUGGGUGUCAUCAAGCUUACUUUGCAUCGCAACUAUGAAAGAUAUCUGGGCCUGUAUUAGCUUAUGUUUGAUUUCCUGGACGGUAGUUCCAAUUAUGGUUUUAUGGACCGUUCAUCUGAGUUGCAAUGAGUAGUUCACACAUGGAUUGGCUAGUGGAAUGAGGA
This is a messenger RNA of Cladophialophora immunda, 1565 nucleotides long. RefSeq lists its product as uncharacterized. The coding region runs from base 392 to 1534 and encodes 380 amino acids. The transcript has 3 exons. The record is from RefSeq and is a predicted model, not a curated record. Lineage: Eukaryota; Fungi; Ascomycota; Eurotiomycetes; Chaetothyriales; Herpotrichiellaceae.